Molecule: messenger RNA, 5808 nt
Organism: Chiloscyllium plagiosum (whitespotted bambooshark)
Lineage: Eukaryota; Metazoa; Chordata; Chondrichthyes; Orectolobiformes; Hemiscylliidae
Gene: shld2
Product: shieldin complex subunit 2
Biological process (GO): regulation of double-strand break repair via homologous recombination
Cellular component (GO): site of double-strand break; nucleus
Source: RefSeq, a predicted model, not a curated record
UCUCCAGCAUCUGCAGACCUCACUUUCUCCUCAAAGAUUUCUUUGCCUAUGGACAAGUAUAUUUAUAUUCAAAUCCUGUAAAGGGAAUGCAGCAGAGGAUAACCAGCCUGAUUCUUAGAAAGGUGAGACUGGCUUAUGAGGAGACUGGGCCUAUAUUGUCAAGAGUUUAGAAGAAUGAGGGGCAAUCUCAUGGAAAUGAACACAUUUUUUUAACGGGGUAGACAGGGUAGAUCUCAAUCUAGUUAACUCCUUGCAGCCUCUUCCACACAUUUACUUCCUUCUUUAAAUAAGGAGACUAAAAUUGUACAAUUAUUUGAAAUGUGUUCUCAUCUGUAUGAGGGCAAUCCUUACUUUUAUGCUAAAUUUCCUCUUGUAAUAAAGGACAAUAUUUCCAUUAACCUUUUAACUGUUUAUUGUGACUCGUGCUUGAACAUCUGUAUCCUUCUAAACUUCAGAAUUCUGUAGUUGUUCACAGUUUAAGUAAUACUUUAGUUUUUAAAAUUCUUCCUGCCAAAGUGAACAACUUCACAUUUUUCCCCACAUUAUAUUCCAUCUGCCACAUUUUUUGCUUGUUCACCCAAUCUAUCUAUAUUCUGUCUACAACCACCAUAUGUCCUCUUUACAGCAUGCGUUCCUGUCCAUCUUGGUGUCAUCUGCAUAUCGAGCUUCUAUGCCUUUUGCUCCUCAUCUAAGGUAUUGAUGUAAAUUGUAAAACAUCAAAACCUCUGCAGAAACCCUGUGAGACCCCACUGGUACAAUCACAAAGACCUGUUUCUGCAUACUCUGUUUUCUGCACCCAGCCAAUUCUCUAACUAUGCUGGUAUGCUGCCCCCUGUGCCAUGAGCGCCUGCAUUGCACAAAACCUUUUAUGUGGUACCUUGCCAAAUGCCUUUUGGAAAUCCAAGUACAGUAUGUCACCAGGCUUCUUUUUAUCCACAGCAAAUGUCACUCCUUCAAGUAAAUCAAAUAAAUUGUUCAAACAUGAUUUCCUUCCCACAGAACCAUGCUCACUCUGAUGGUGAUUAUCUUAAGUAUUGCUAAAUGCACAGCUAUAAUUACUUCCCUCAUUCUAAUGCUUCCUUCAUUACAGACAUUAAGCUUACUGGUCUAUUGUUUUAUGUUACCUGCCUCCCUUCUCUUUUGAAUAGAAGGAUUAUAAUUGCUGCUUUCCAGUCUGGUGGUAAGUUUCCAGAAUCUAGAGAAUUUUGGAAAGUUAAUCCUAAUGCAUCCACUACCUUGUAAACCACCUCCGGAAUUUUCUGCUCUAACAAAUUAUCUUGAAAACUUCUCAUCUAAACUACUAUUGCCAAUUUUUCCAAGUUAAUAAAGUGUCCCAAUUGCUGAGUCUUAAUCACAAGCAAUCGAUAUUUAUUCUUGCAUACUUUGUCUCCCAUUGUGGUUACCAUAAGAGGGCCUAUAGAAACUCCCACUAGGCUGCAGCUUUGGCGUUGGGGGAGUCUGGAGCCAGGAGCCAGGGUGGCAUUGUUUAGAGGAGUGGUAAAUGGGGAACAAUGUGUAUGAGACCAGGACCAUGGCUCCAGUUCAGAUGUGGCAGUUGUGGUAGUGGUGGUAAUAGCAGAGGAGGGCCCAUAAUCGAAACCCUAGAGCCCAGUACAGAGACCCUGCCCAAUGUCAAGCAGCAUCUGGGGGAGCAGUGGAGGAGGAACAAAAAGAAAAGAGAAAGAUGAACUUUAUUACAGUAAAAUCUUGCAUUAUAUUCAUGUUUCAGUGUGGCAACACAUUGUGUUUAACACAUGAGAAACAAUUUUCACUGUAAUUUUCUAUAAAUGUGACAAUAAAUCUAAAUCUUUUACCCACUAUUCCUCAUCUUCAACCAAGCUGAUCUACAUCUUGAGUCUCUUGAACUAAGGUCAUCUCUAGCCAUUGCAGCUAAGCCAUUUUGAAGGUUGACAAAAAUAGAGCUCCCCUUACCAAAAUCACUGACUACUCCACUGCAUUUUGUACCACUGCAACUAACCUAUUGUUUAUAAUUCUGAAAUCGAAAUAAAUCUACAAUCUGGAAAUUACAGAACCGGUUUAGGCCAGUUUGUUAAUCAGCUAAACCCCGCCAAUCUUCUGCACUUUGCCCCUGCUCCAGCUUUCUUUGUGACCUUGCCAAGACAGAUUCUGUAGAGAGAACUACAGCACUUACGUGUAAAGGUUAAACCAGUGAAAGCAAUGAGAUUCCGCAGGCGAGGACACCACCUAUCAUUCUAACAUGAACAGUGAAAAGAAAGUUCACAUUUUCCUUGGAGCACCAGCCAAUUUGACUCAGCAGAGAACAUCAGCAAAAGAAGCAGUAGCUGAUGGCAGCUCCACGAAGUGGCUUCAGUGCCAGUUCUUGUAUGAUAACGGAUCCCUCAAAGCUAUUCCUAGGAAGUGCAGCAGCAAGGAGUCGCAGAAACACUUCGAUUGCCAGAAAGCAACAUUGCAGCUGGAAAAUCAAUCUGGACAGACUUCUACUUCAAAAAGUGAAGAAGGAAUUAUAAUUUUCAGUCAAGAAUGCACUUUUAAGAAUCUUGAUGCUUCCUUGUUAGAACAGAGAACCAGCAAAUAUGAUGUUCCAUGUUAUAAAGACUUCAAUGCCAGAAAAAUAUCAAAACAGCACAGGAAAGAAUUGAGCAAUAGUAAAUUGUUGAAUUCAGAAGAGGGUCUGAAAAUAACUGAAGAAUGUGAUUGUGGUUUCGUCAGUCCUGACUGCUCAGGCGAAAAUGUCAAGACAUCUUUGAAACCUGACAAUAGGAGCAGACAGAGUGAGAAAAAUGGGGCUGACAGUCAGGACCCGCCUGGUAGAAUAACAGAGCAGAAUGCAUCUUUGGAAGAAGAUUGUCCAAAGUUUCUCUGUGACUCUUUGAUGGAAUAUCGUCAGAAUACUUUUCCAGCUGAAGGGCAGGAUUCUUGUUUCAGAUGCAUAUCUGUAAAAGAAAAUUUAUCAACUGAUGCCGAGUUCCUCAGUGUGUUAACUGCCAGUCAAACUGCUAUUCUUUCACAGGCGUUUUCAGAGAGUCAGUUUAACACACAAGAUUUGUAUAAAAAUGUAAAAGGUAAACUGAAAACAAAAACAAAUGUCAAUGAGCUGUCCUGUCAGUCACUUACAUCUACUCAUAAUUUUAUUAGACAAUUUGGACAAAGUGCCAGUGAGACAAUGUAUAAGCAAGUUAACAGUUCUGAAAAUACCCCAGAACUUUUCAACUUAUUUAGUGACCAGCAACUGUCCACCAAUGAGUCUGUAAAUAGAAGGACAUUAAAAGGCUCAGUACAGUCUUUCAUUCCCUCCACUAAAUGGUCAAAUGAUGAUGUUGAGAUUAAUAUUGAACCAUACAGUGGAGGUCUCCUGUGUACUCAGGUUUCAGAUAAUGCUGACUGGUCUUUAAAAAGAUCAAUGGAGGUUGCUAAGGAGCCUGAGGAGGUAAAGCAGGUGACAAAAACAUCAAGAUCUCCAGUUUGUUUAGAUAGCGAUCCACCAUCAACUAAGAAAAUAAAGACAAUGGAUUCUGAGAAAAUAUCUGACCUUGGGCAGUAUCUGAAGGUAUGGAGAGAUCAAUGGCUAACACCUCAUAUUGGCUUUAUUGAAACAGAACGGCUUAAGAACUGCACUGAAAGAAAUAGGAAGUACAAUGUUUUGGUCACUGUACAGUUCCGCUGUCUCCUGAAGGAAAUACAGAUCAAAUCAGGAACAUUCGCUGGCCGUGGAAUCCCCAUAACAACUAUUUUGGUUACAGACCAAUCAAGAGUCGUCAAAAAAAUUACACUGUGGCGAGCAGCUGCUUUCUGGACACUUAGUGUCUUCCCUGGAGAUGUCUUACUAAUAACAGAUGUUGUUGUACAUUGCGACCAAUGGCAGGGAGAGGAGUUGUUGCAGUCCACCCCAAGGAGCAAAAUGAUCAAGAUGGGACCUUGCUUACAGAUUCAAAUAGCUCAAUGGUCCCAGACUGUGAACACAAUGAUAUUGAAGGAGCUUAUAGCAUAUAUUUCAGCUCAACACUCCUAUCUUUUGAUUGUGGAGCCCACAAACUCUCAGCGCCUAGAGUCCAUGCAAUAUGUGAACAUUAAUGAACUGCAACCAGGCAUGGUAGUACACGCACGACUCAAAGUUGUCCUCAUGACUGUGAUGUCAGAGAGCACCUACACAUACCGUGGAAAGAAACAACAGAAGAUAGUGCUGAGUGUGGAGCAAGUCAAAGGUCACCCAAGCACCUUGACACUUUGGGGAAGUAAGAUUGCCUGGCACUCUUGGAUUCAAAAGAAAUUGGGUCAUGUUUGGGACUUCCGAGAUCUGCUUGUCUUUCAAAAUUCUAUCACUGGAGACCUAGAACUGCACUCCACACCUUGGUCAUCCUGCGAGUGCCUGUUUGAUGAUGAUGAAAGAGCCAUUGCAUUCAGGAACAAGUACCAAUCCAGUGAUGUAGCAUCUGUUAAAGUAAUGGACCUUUCCACUCUGCUACAUACCAGAUAUUCAGGAACUGUUCAAUUAAAGACCCACAUAGCAGCAAUGCAGUGGCAUAUCCAUUCCACCCAUAUCCCCUUGUUCAAAAUUGAUGCAUUUACUCCAGUGGAGUCAGCCUUUGGCUCACUGAUCCAUUUUACAUACUCCGGCUGUGGAAGCUGUGGCUCUGAAUUGGGAUUUGAUGAAAAUGGUAUCUACCAGCAGUGCAUUCCAUGCCUACCAAAGAGCACUGUGAAAGUCUUUUACAGGCCCACAGUACUUGUGCUAACAGAACAAGAUUCCCAGAUUGAUGUUCUUAUCUCAUCCAAACUCAUGGAGAAGAUAUUUCUCAAUAUUCCUCCUGCUUCGCUGAGCAAACCCAUAGGUCCAUCUGAUAACGUGACAUAUGGGAUGGUGGUAGCAGAUUUGUGCUGUUCAUUGUUUGCAGACCCUACUGACUGUUACACACUGACUUUGCAAAGCCAGUUUCAUCUGGAUGAAAACAGCAUCGCCAUGAAUCAGGAAUUCUAUUUGUUGGAUUUCUGCCCUGACCAUUACCCUCUAAGCUUGUUAGAAACUGAAAGGUGAAUUUAUCAAUCCCAAGACUCCCAGGUGUGGUUGGGCUGCUAUGUAACAGGUGAUGUUGUUAUAGGGGAAUGCUAUUUAUUACUUUUCAUUUCAAGGCAUGGACAUCAUUAGCAAAGGCAGCAUUUAUCUCUCACCCAUAGUUUCUCUUGCACAGGUGUUGGUGGCCUUCAAAUUCUACAAUUCGAGAUGAAGGUACUCCUACAGUACAAAUUGAGAACUUUGUAACUUGAAGAGAAUCUUGGAAGUGAUGGUUUUUCCAUGCAUAUCCUGUCAUUUUCCAUGUAGGUUGUGGAGCUCACAGGUUCUGGAAUUGGCAGCUUACCCUCUGCAACCUAUAGAUUGUGCAUGCACUAUGUGAUGACAAGUGGAUCCUGAUAACAAAGAGAGUAAAUGCUACAACUCUACAGGUUUGAGAAAGGUUCCAAGCUUGACGCUGAAUCUACCCUUAAUGCUUGAGAUCUCAGAACAUAAAAGGGUGUCUCAUCUCUCCCAGAUUUCUAUAAUUGCGGAGAUGUCACCGUGUGGGAGUGCUGAUGACACUGUGGACAGCUAACCUGCUGCAUUUUCUCAGGGUAAGAGCAGACAUGCUCCCAACAUUAUCGCUUUGUCAGCCAGCCCAAAAUUUUCCGUCCAUGCCAAGAUGUUGCAGUCUAAAGCUGGGUCAUCAUGCCCAGAGCUCUCAAUGGCAGGCAAGGGCACCUUGUAAUUGGUACAAAGCGAAUGCAUAAAGGUGCAUAGUUCAUUUUUGUUUUUACGGUUGGAUAUAUUCUUUGAUAAAGAUUUUAUAUAAAGGC